Messenger RNA from Gorilla gorilla gorilla (western lowland gorilla), 5455 nucleotides. RefSeq names its product calcium binding protein 4 (gene CABP4). Gene Ontology annotation, molecular function: calcium channel regulator activity; calcium ion binding. Bases 1503 to 2330 code for a protein of 275 amino acids. Gene Ontology annotation, cellular component: cytoplasm. NCBI's taxonomy places the organism in Eukaryota, Metazoa, Chordata, Mammalia, Primates, Hominidae. The transcript is spliced from 6 exons. Gene Ontology annotation, biological process: visual perception. The record is from RefSeq and is a predicted model, not a curated record.
CCCUCCAGCGAGUGUCACUCAUGGGCUCAGGAUGAGGUCUCUGAGCCUCAGGACCCCACAGCCUGGGGUCAGGAGGGCCAUCCUAGGAGCCCCUGGUGCCUCUCCAGCAUCUUCCACCCCACCGCGGCCCUCUCCCGCUUCCCACAGCUCAGGCAGGAGGUGACCCCCGUUUGUCUCCUGGAGCUGCUAAACAGAGAAGGGGAGGGGCUCUGCAGUGGGAUGGUGGUGGGAUGGUGAGGGUGAGGGGGAGUUGGAGCGCACCCAGACCUGGGAUCCAAGAGGCCUGCAGCCCCACCUCGCCCUUCCCCGCUGGCAGAGGGGAGGGAGUUUCCCUUUGAGGGCGAUGAGAGCCCAGGUGGUGGUAUAGUCUGGGGAGGGAACGGAUGCCCUGAAGGGCUGGCCCCUGCCCAUGGCCCACGGCUCCAGCCACUUGGCCUUUAGUUUGGUGCCCUCCGUACCCCCAGGGUUCCUCCUCAGGCUGACCCCCUCUGCUGUCUCCAUUCCCUAUUGGAUCAGAGCCCCAGGCACCCCCAGACUGGGGCCCUGACCAGUGAGGCCUGGCUUACCUGGGAGGCAGAGGCCGAUGGGUGGAAGGAGCAGGAGCAGGGCGUGCCUGCCUGCCCAGUGCUCCAGCUGUCCCCCCGGCCCUCACUGGGGCCUGCUUUGUGGCACCCGGCAGCGCUAAGGCGGGUGGGCAGGAAACCCAAGCUGAGAGGACAUCAAUCAUUCAUGGGGCUGCUUGCUGGGAAACCCUAACCCUGGCCCAGUAGGGCCAAGUGACCAGCCAGACCCCCUCCCCCAGCCCUGAUGGGCCUGGACAGUCAGACCCUCCUCCCCAGGGCCUCUCUAGCCCAGGGCAGACUCUAAGACCCCAAGGUCCACCUCCUCCCACAUCACCCCCCGUGCUCCUCAAACCGGCAUUCGAGGCAUCUGUGAUCUGGCCUCUUCCUCCAUUUCACACACCCUCUGCUCUGGCCAGGAUGUCACCCAUGGGGGGGCCCCAGUAGGCCACUCGCUCAUCCUUUCCCACCUCCCAGCCGUUGUCCGCAUGCCUCCUCCCACCUGAGAUGCCUUCCCUGGUCCUCUCUGCCUAACGAAGGCCUCUGCCCUUUGUCACACAUGAGCUGAGUCUUCUGCGCCCUAGCAUUAUUCCCCAUGUUUUAUAGAUAGGGAAACUGAGGCUGGGAGGGGAAUUUGCUGGAUCCCCCAGCUAAUAAGUAGCAGAUCUGGCAUCUGAGGCUCAUGGCAGCCACCACGUCCUGGUGCCCCUUGCUUCUGACCAAGGACAGUUCUCUGGACCCAUCUGGCUCUGCCCUGGCCAGCCCUGGGGCAGAGGACUGGGAUUAGGGCCAGGGCUGCCUGCCUCACUUACCCUAAUCCCCCUCAGAGCCCGAUCCUAGGCUCUCAGCUCUAAGAGUGGGGGUGCAUAAGCAGCUUUAUGGGUCCUGAAAGCCAAGGGUGCCCAGGGGUGCGGUGUCUCUGAGCCCUUUUAUCCCUCCCCCAUGACCACAGAGCAGGCAAGGGGGCAGCACGGCCCAAACCUGGCCACUGGCCAUCAGAAGCCCCCUGCGGGGGUUGUGACUCCCAAGAGUGAUGCAGAGGAGCCCCCGUUGACCAGGAAGAGGAGCAAGAAGGAGAGGGGGCUCCGAGGGUCUCGAAAGCGCACUGGCAGCUCUGGGGAGCAGACAGGCCCUGAGGCCCCGGGGAGCAGCAAUAACCCUCCCAGCACUGGAGAGGGGCCGGCGGGCGCACCCCCUGCAAUCUCUGGGCCGGCCUCUUCUCGCCAGUCCCACCGACAUCGUCCUGACUCCCGGCACGACGCUGCUCAGAGGACAUACGGGCCCCUGCUCAAUCGAGUCUUCGGGAAGGACCGCGAGCUGGGCCCCGAGGAGCUAGACGAGCUUCAGGCCGCCUUCGAGGAGUUUGACACUGACCGUGACGGCUACAUCAGCCACCGGGAGCUGGGUGACUGCAUGCGGACCCUGGGCUACAUGCCCACCGAGAUGGAGCUCCUGGAGGUCUCGCAGCACAUCAAGAUGCGCAUGGGCGGCCGUGUGGACUUUGAGGAGUUUGUAGAACUGAUAGGCCCAAAGCUGAGGGAGGAGACGGCGCACAUGCUGGGGGUGCGAGAGCUGCGCAUCGCCUUCCGAGAGUUUGACAGGGACAGGGAUGGACGAAUUACGGUGGCGGAGCUGCGGGAGGCGGUACCGGCUCUGCUUGGGGAGCCGCUGGCGGGUCCUGAGCUGGAUGAGAUGCUCCGAGAAGUAGACCUCAAUGGGGAUGGCACCGUAGACUUUGACGAGUUUGUGAUGAUGCUGUCCCGCCACUGAGGCUCCAGGAGGGAAUAUCUGUUGCCCCUGCGACCCCAGACAUCAGCCGGACCCAGGCUGCAGGCCUCCCCCAGGAGCCUCCAGGAUGGAGAUGGAGACCCAGCAGCCCCCAGACUACUUCUAUCCCUGAAAACACCUGGCCUCGAUGUUGGCUUGUUAUGUUACCUGCCCACCCUCAUCCUUACCUCCUCCUACUCAAGCUGCCUGGAGAAGACCUGCUCUCAGCUGCCCACCGUUCCUCAGUGUGAGCAAGAUUUGGGUCUCUCCAGACCUCUGGGAGGUAGGGAGUUCCCUGGCACUGGCAGCAUUCAGUGGGGACCCCCCAGUGGCAUGAUGAAUGGAGAGGAUGGCUGGACCCCUUCCACUACUUAUGUUUAUAAUUUUUUUUUUUUAAUGAACUUGAGCCGGGUGCAGUGGCUCACACCUGUAAGCCCAGCUGUCAGGGGGCAGAAGCGGGAGGAUAGCUUGAGCCCAGGAGUGCAAGACCUGCCUGGGCAACAUACUGAGACCCCAUUCUCCACAAAAAGGAAAAAUAAAAGACAAAAAACAAACAAACAAAAAACCAAAAACCCAAGUGUAAAAAAAGUGAGCUUAAAAGAAAGAAAGGGAUGGUUCCAUGUAUCAAAGACAAAGAAAUCAAAGCUGGGGUUGUAGGAGGGAGCUGACCCUGUGGGGGUUUCAGAUCUGGAUGGAGGCUUGGCCGCCUGGACUCCUACACCCAUGAGUGACAGAAGAACCGUAUGAGUCUGGGGAGCAAGAAACAAACCCCCCGGAUAUAUUCCAGGGUCUCCAAAGGCUAAGAUAUUAAUCUGUCUGCACUGACCAGUCAUAGAAAGUGGCAAGGAUACAGAUGUUCAGGGCCCAGAGUGGAAACAGCUGCCCUAAAGAGCCUGGAACUCCAGGGCCUGCCCUUCAAGCAGGCGUGUAGUCUCUCUCCAGGGUGUGAAAAACUGGAAAAAAACCCUGCCGCUCCCAAAGGGGAACUUGUGAUAAAAACUACAGAUUAUUGGGCCGGGAGUGGUGGCUCACGCCUGUAAUCCCAGCACUUUGGGAGGCCGAGGCGAGUGAAUUACCUGAGGUCAGGAGUUUGAGGCUAGCCUGACCAACAUGGUGAAACCCCAUCUCUACUAAAAAUACAAAAAUUAACUGGGCGAGGUAGCAUGCACCUGUAAUCUCAGCUACUCGGAGGUUGAGGCAGGAGAAUCGCUUGAGCCUGGGAGGUGGAGCUGCAGUGAGCUGAGAUCACACCAUUGCACCCCAGCCUGAGCAACAGAUCGAGACUCCGUCUCAAAAACAAAACAAAAAAACCGUACCGAUUAUAAAAGUAAAGAAACCACCAUGAAGGAGACGAGACAGAGACAAAAACAAGAGGACUGGCAUCUCAGUGUACAUAAUACAGCCACCUAAGAGACCACAAGAUACAUGCAAAUAAAAGACGGCUAAAAGGGGAAGAGAGAUCAACAUGCAGUAACAGGAUAGUAUGAAGAGAGAACCGGAAGAUUUAAAAAGUAACCCAACAGGCCAGGCGCAUGGCUCAUGAGCCCAGGAGGCAGAGGUUGCAGUGAGUCGAGAUCGCACCACUGCACUCCAGCGUGGGUAACAGAGUGAGAAUCCGUCAAAAAGAAAAAAACAAACCAUGGCUUCUGUUAAAAAAAAAAAAAGUAUAUUUUAUAUAUAUACACACACACACAUAGCCAUUGCAAUGAAAAAAUAAUGGAUAAGCUAAACAGCAGAUUAAACACAAUUUAAAGAUUAAUGAACUGGAAGCUAUACCUAAGAAAUCACUUAUAAUGUAACACUGAGAGACAAAAGGAUGGAAAAUAUUAUAGGGUAGUUAAAAGUCACUGGAAGGCUGGGUGUGGUGGCUCACGCCUGUAAUCCCAGCACUUUGGGAGGCUGAGACGGGCAGAUCACAGGGUCAGGAGAUCGAGACCAUCCUGGCUAACACGGUGAAACCCCAUCUCUACUAAAAAUACAAAAAAAAAUUAGCCGGGCGUGGUGGCGGGCGCCUGUAGUCCCAGCUACUCGGGAGGCUGAGGCAAGAGAAUGGCGUGAACCCGGGAGGCGGAGCUUGCAGUGAGCCGAGAUCGCGCCACUGCACUCCAGCCUGGGCUACAGAGCGAGACUCCAUCUCGGAAAAAAAAAAAAAAAAAAAGGUCACUGGAGGACUGGGUGUGGUGGCUUAUGCCUGUAAUCCCAGCAUUUUGGGAGGCUAAGGCAGGAGGAUCACUUGAGGCCAGGAAUUUGAGACCAGCCUAACAGCAAGACCCUGCCUCUUAAAAAAAAUAAUAAAAAAAUAAGCUGGGUGUAGUGGCUCAUGCUUGUAGUUCCAGGUAUUCAGGAGGCUGAGGUGAGAGGAUCAUUUGAGCCCAGGAGUUGGAGGCUGCAGUGAUGGUGCCACUGCACUCCAGCCUUGGUGACAGAACAAGAGACCCUGUCUCAAAGAAAAAGACAGAUAAGUCCUUGGGAGUCUCAGACGGAGGACAUACAUAGAGAAUGAGCAAGAAGCAAUAACCAAAGAGAUAAUGGCUGAAAAUUUUCCAUAAAGACUUCCACAGACUUCAAGUCCGCAGAUUGAAGGAACAAACCGAAGUCAGAGUAGGGUAAAUAAAAAUAAAUAUAUAUCUGGAUAUAUCCCAUUGAAACUGCAGAAUAUAAAAAGCAAAUCUUAUAAAUAACUGGAGAGAAAAGUCAGAUUCACGGUGUUCUGUCAAAGUGUUCGUGUAGACUAAGGGUGGGGAAACUUUCUGUAAAGAGCUGGAGAAUAAUUAUUUUCAGCUUUGAGGCUUCGGUCUCUGCUGCAGCUGCUCACGCAACUCUGCUGUUGAAGUUUGUAGUGCAAAGUCAAGUCAACAAAUGAGUGUGGCUGUAUCAGAAAUUUUAAUAAAUAACAGUAAAACAUUUAUUGACAUGGAAAUUUGAAUUUUAUAUAAUUUUAUGUCAUAAAAUCUUAUUAUUCUUUGACUUUUCUCCAACCAUUACAAAAUAUAAAAACCAUUCUGUGGACUAUACCUUGCUGAUUCCUAACGCAGACUUCUAAUGAUGGGAAUCACCACUUCUGAAAUUGCUUUCUGUUAAGACUGUAGAAUGAAGUCGGGUGAGGUGGCUCAGGGGUUGGAGACCAG